Messenger RNA from Microplitis demolitor, 1044 nucleotides. Its product is annotated as transposable element Tcb1 transposase. Gene Ontology annotation, molecular function: DNA binding. The record is from RefSeq and is a predicted model, not a curated record. Gene Ontology annotation, biological process: DNA transposition; DNA integration. The transcript has a single exon. NCBI's taxonomy places the organism in Eukaryota, Metazoa, Arthropoda, Insecta, Hymenoptera, Braconidae. Bases 1 to 1044 code for a protein of 347 amino acids.
AUGGCAAAACGCAAGCAAAUCACGCUUGAACAGCGAAGCGCUAUUUGCACUCUACGCGAGGAAGGAUACAGUGAACGUCAAAUCGCAGAAAGGCUCGGAAUUUCUUGUAAAGGUGUCCACUAUACCCUUGUUAGAAAACAAGAAACGGGGAAAAAUGAAGAUAGAAAGAGAUCUGGUAGGCCCAAAUCUACAACAAAUCAAGAGGACAACUUCAUUAGAGUUCUUUCUAAACGGAAUCGACGCUUAACUGCACCACAGAUUACUGCAGCUCUGAAUGAUACGCGAGAAACACCUAUUUCAACAACUACUGUUAAAAGACGCUUACUGUCUGCGGGAUUAAGAAGAUGUGUUGCUGCUAAAAAACCCAAACUAACAAAUCGACAUAAGAAAAAUAGACUAGAAUGGGCAAAAGCGCAUAAAAACUGGACUAUAGAACAAUGGGAAAAUGUCCUUUGGAGUGACGAAUCAAAAUUUCAGAUUUUCGGAUCCAAUAGACGUGUCUUUGUACGCCGGUCAAAAGAAGAGAGGGCUUCAGAGGCAUGUACAGUGCCUACCAUCAAACAUGGUGGUGGUAAUGUCAUGGUUUGGGGGUGUUUUGGCAACAGUAAACCCGGCAAUCUUGUGAGGAUAACCGGAAAAUUAAACAAGGAAAGCUAUUUAAAAAUUCUCCAAGAUUCUGCCAUACCCAGUGGACUAAGUCUCAUUGGUUCUGGAUUCAUUUUUCAACAGGAUAAUGAUCCUAAGCAUUCGUCUAAAUUGUGCCAGAACUUUUUAAACAAGAAAAAAGCUGAAAACAUUUUAAACAUCAUGCAAUGGCCAUCUCAAUCCCCUGAUCUUUCUCCCAUUGAACUUGUUUGGGAUGAACUUGACAGGAGGGUGAAAAGUCGUUGUCCUACGAGCUCAGAACAUUUGUGGCAGCUAUUAGAGAACGAAUGGAACAAAUUAGAUAAAGAUUAUUUAAAAAAAUUGAUUAAUAGAAUGCCCAGAAUAUGUGAGAAGAUUAUAAAGGAGAAAGGUGGACACUUUGAUGAAGCUAAAAUUUAA